AUGUUGGUUCGAAAUGAGCACUCACCGCAGCUCGCAUUUGGUUCAGACCCCCAUUCGCCGUCACCAAAAGGUAGCCAUUCGUUGCUGACUUGGCGGGGACUGGGAAGGGCGGGAGCAGCAGGGGAGGGGAACAAGAGCUUUUCCGACGUCCGUCGCGGAGCGUGCGACCCCGACGCGUUGAACCCAGACGUCCAUACGGCGCCAAUCGCGGACGACAGGAGAAGCGAGGAGGAGGAGGAGGAGGAGGAGGAGGAGGAGGAGGAGGAGGAGGAGGAGGAGGAGGAGGAGGAGGAGGAGGAGGAGGAGGAGGAGGAGGAAGGAGAAGGGAACGACAGGGAAGCUGAAGGAGGUGACAAGAGACGCUCCGUAUCAGAAGCCGCUACAGUCAGCGUGGAGAUGACUGGAGAAUCUGCUCUGAUUCCAGAACGCGCCUCUUCUCCUCGCACAAAUUCGUCCCCCACCCUUUCGUCCCUGCCCGCUCCUCCCCCGCCCGCUCCCACCGCACCAAUCACUGCCGAGGCUGCUGCUGCUGCGCCUGCAACUGCUGCUGCGGCUUGA
Messenger RNA from Closterium sp. Naga37s-1, 558 nucleotides. The record is from the annotation of a GenBank genome assembly. Lineage: Eukaryota; Viridiplantae; Streptophyta; Zygnematophyceae; Desmidiales; Closteriaceae.